AUGCUCUUCCUCUCGUUUCAUGCAGGCUCCUGGGAAAGCUGGUGUUGCUGCUGCCUGAUUCCACCCGACAGACCUUGGAAUCGGGGCCGACGCUGGCUGCUGGAGAUGGCGGACACAAGAUCUGUGCAUGAAACCAGAUUUGAGGCGGCCGUGAAGGUGAUCCAGAGUUUGCCGAAAAAUGGUUCAUUCCAGCCAACGAAUGAAAUGAUGCUCAAGUUCUAUAGCUUCUAUAAGCAGGCAACUGAAGGACCAUGUAAAAUUUCAAGACCUGGAUUCUGGGAUCCUAUUGGAAGAUAUAAAUGGGAUGCUUGGAGUUCAUUGGGUGAUAUGACGAAAGAGGAAGCCAUGAUUGCAUAUGUUGAAGAAAUGAAAAAGAUUCUAGAGACUAUGCCGAUGACUGAAAAAGUUGAAGAAUUGCUGCAUGUCAUAGGUCCAUUUUAUGAGAUUGUAGAGGAUAAAAAGAGUGGCAGGACUUCCGACUUAACCUCAGAUCUUGGUAAUGUUUUAACUACUUCACAUCCCAAAAGCAUGAAUGGUAAAGCUGAAAGCAGUGAUAGUGGAGCUGAGUCAGAGGAAGAAGAGUCCCCUGAAGAAGUGAAAACAGAACAAAGUGAUAAUGAUAAGAAAAUUAUGAAGAAAUCAACAGACCUUAGCAGUUUGGAAUUUGCUGUUCCUAAUGGCUAUGAUAAAGGCAACUUUGUUCAGGAGAUACAGAAUGAUGUCCGUGGUAGUUCUUCCCUGACUGGCAAAGACAUUGAAGAAGUAAAGCCUGUAGAGCAAAUCUGUGAACAAACUGGAAAAGAUAACGUCUGCGUUCACCAAGAUGUAAAUGAUGAUCAUGUUGAAGAUAUUUCGGGAGUUCAGCAUUUGACCAGCGAUUCAGACAGCGAAGUUUACUGUGAUUCUAUGGAGCAAUUUGGACAAGAAGAGUCUUUAGACACCUAUUCAACAAACAACGGACCAUUUCGAUAUUAUCUGAGUGGUGAUCCCAAUCCGUCCUUGGAAAAUUCUGCCUUUCCUGAAAUCAUUCAAGUAUCUCCUAUAAAUGGAAGCAUUGGGGAUAUGCAGAUGGUAGCAAUUGAAGGAAAAGGUGAAGUGAAACGUGGAGGAGAAGAUGGCAGAAGUAAUAGUGGGGCACCACCCCAUGAGAAACGAGGUGGAGAAAAUGAGGACUUCUCUAAUGUCAGAAGAGUAAGAGGGCAUAGGAUGCAACAUUUGAGUGAAGGAGCCAAGGGUCGGCAAAUGGGAAGUGGAGGUGAUGGAGAACGCUGGGGCUCAGACAGAGGGUCCAGAGGCACCCUCAAUGAGCAGAUUGCCCUGGUUCUCAUGAGAUUGCAAGAAGACAUGCAGAAUGUCCUCCAGAGACUUCAUAAACUGGAAACGCUAACGGCUUCACAGGUAAGUGCAAAAUCAUCAACAUUACAGACUGCUACUCAACCCUCCACUUCGAGACCAUCUUGGUGGCCCUUUGAGAUGUCUCCUGGUGCAUUAACUUUUGCUAUUAUAUGGCCUUUUAUUGCCCAAUGGUUGGUGCACAUGUAUUAUCAAAGAAGGAGAAGGUAA
Elephantulus edwardii (Cape elephant shrew) is the source of this 1563-nucleotide messenger RNA. RefSeq names its product acyl-CoA binding domain containing 5 (gene ACBD5). Gene Ontology annotation, molecular function: fatty-acyl-CoA binding. The coding region runs from base 1 to 1563 and encodes 520 amino acids. The transcript has 12 exons. Gene Ontology annotation, biological process: autophagy of peroxisome; fatty acid metabolic process. Gene Ontology annotation, cellular component: peroxisome. NCBI's taxonomy places the organism in Eukaryota, Metazoa, Chordata, Mammalia, Macroscelidea, Macroscelididae. The record is from RefSeq and is a predicted model, not a curated record.